This is a messenger RNA of Puntigrus tetrazona (Sumatra barb), 4239 nucleotides long. RefSeq names its product ADAM metallopeptidase with thrombospondin type 1 motif, 1 (gene adamts1). The transcript is spliced from 8 exons. Gene Ontology annotation, molecular function: zinc ion binding; metalloendopeptidase activity. Gene Ontology annotation, biological process: proteolysis; extracellular matrix organization. The coding region runs from base 373 to 3147 and encodes 924 amino acids. The record is from RefSeq and is a predicted model, not a curated record. Lineage: Eukaryota; Metazoa; Chordata; Actinopteri; Cypriniformes; Cyprinidae. Gene Ontology annotation, cellular component: extracellular matrix.
UGAUGAUCGUGGCUCUGCUCCAGCGCUCUGUUGCGUACUAGAUUUGGCCGAAGCAGAUCAAAGGGGCUUCAGGAAAGGGGUGGUUCUGUCUUGGAGCAUAUAUAGAGAGCCGGGCGUCUCGCUUCUAAGACAGAAGGAGAGCUGGAACCCGAGGAGACGGUGAGAGAAACUCUCCAAGAGCGCUUUUUUGAGACUCUUCUCGCGAUUUCGUUCUAUUGGGCUUGUUCCCGUUCGUUUUAAGCUCUGGAUUGGUACCUGUUUGACUUUUCUGGUUUCGUUUCUGUGACACGCCAGCUUGUUUUGGAGUCGCGUUCUCAAAGAACUGAAACUUCGUGAGGAUUUCCAUUGUUUUGUCAACCCGACGGGAAUAUAAUGUCUCUUUUGCGCGUCAUACUGGGUUUCGCUGCAGCCCUGUGCGUAAACGCGGCGCAGAGCGCGUGGGAAGAGAGCACCGUGGUGCCGGUCCAUCUCGAAUCGCGCGACACCGAACCGACCCGCACGGCAGAAGCACGGGAAAAGCAAUCCGAGAAGCGCAUCUAUCGCUUGGACGUCUUUGGAAAUCAGUUCGUGCUGGAUCUGGAACCGGACCAGACCUUUUUAGCGCCUGGGUUCGUGUUCCAGAUGGUCGGGAAACCGGAGUCCGGGGAGUCUGACAGCGCUGGAGAGGCGCGGUGCUUCUUCUCUGGAACAGUGAAAGGAGAAGAACUUUCCGCGGCGGCGAUCAAUCUGUGCCACGGACUGCGAGGCGGUUUCUAUGUAGGCGGUGAAGAGUACUUCAUUCAACCCGCCAAAGCCAGCGGAGAGGCUUCAGAUGGAGACACCCACACCAUUCGCAGAAGAAAACGGGGUUUCUCGGAUGAGGAAAACGGCUCGAAAUGUGGGGUGAACGAAGAGGAGGAACGGGUCACCGAGAAACCAACCAAAUCUGACACAGAGCGCAUCCCAUCUGAGUCUAAAGCACACCGCAGAUCUCGGCGCUUUGUGUCCACUCCUCGCUAUUUGGAGAUCAUGAUUGUGGCGGACCAGUCGAUGGCGGAGUUUCACGGCGCUGGGCUCAAACCUUACCUGCUGACCAUCAUGUCAGUGGCGUCUCGUCUGUAUCGGCACCCUACCAUUCGUAAUUCGAUCACUCUGGCAGUUGUGAAGCUACUUGUUGUGUAUGAUGAAGAACACGGCCCCCAGGUGUCCUCCAAUGCAGCUCUUACGCUCAGGAACUUCUGCCAGUGGCAAAGACAGCACAACCCAUCAAGUGACCGGCAUGCAGAGCACUAUGACACAGCAGUGCUGUUCACCAGACAGGAUCUUUGUGGAGCUCAUUCCUGUGACACUCUGGGGAUGGCAGAUGUUGGCACCGUGUGUGAUCCGGAUCGAAGUUGCUCUAUUAUUGAAGAUGACGGUCUGCAGGCAGCCUUCACAGUCGCACAUGAGCUCGGUCACGUGUUCAACAUGCCCCAUGAUGAUGCCAAACAGUGUGCCAGUCUUAACGGUGACCAGUGGAGCACCCACAUGAUGGCAUCAACCUUGUCAAAUCUGAACCAGCUACAGCCCUGGUCCUAUUGCAGUGCUAUGAUGGUCACAACCUUCCUGGACAACGGCCAUGGUCAGUGUUUGCUGGACAAGCCUCAGAAGCCUCAGCAGCUACCCCAAGCUCUGCCAGGUUCCGUUUACGAUGCCAACCGACAGUGCCGUCUCACAUUUGGAGAGGAGUCCCAGCACUGUCCAGACCAGAGCACCACUUGUGCUGCCCUUUGGUGCAUGGUCACGACUGCAAAUGGCUUGCUGGUCUGCCAAACCAAGAAUUUUCCAUGGGCCGAUGGAACACCUUGCGGCUCUGACAGCUACUGUAUGGCAGGCCAAUGUUUGAGCAGGUCCGAAGCUGCCAAGUAUCAGACUCCAGUCAAUGGUGGGUGGGGAGCCUGGGGACCUUGGGGAGAUUGCUCCCGUACCUGUGGAGGAGGUGUGCAGUACUCUAUCAGGGAGUGUGACCAUCCCCUACCCAAAAAUGGAGGCAAAUACUGCGAGGGCAAGAGAAUUCAGUAUCGCUCCUGCAACACUGAGACCUGCCCUGAUAGCAAUGGUUUGACAUUCCGUGAGGAGCAGUGUUUGGCCCACAAUGACAUCUCCUCUCAGGUGUCAUUUGGCUCAGGGGAAGGUGUCGAGUGGGUACCAAAGUAUGCUGGGGUGUCUCCCAAGGACCGCUGCAAGUUGGUGUGCCGAGCUAAGGGAACAGGCUACUUCUUCGUUUUGAAGCCAAAGGUGGCUGACGGAACACCAUGCACCCCGGAUUCCACCUCAGUCUGUGUCCAAGGCCAGUGUGUGAAAGCUGGUUGUGACAGAGUCAUUGGCUCCAAUAAGCGUUUUGACAAAUGUGGCAUCUGUGGAGGAGACGGAUCUACUUGCAAGAAAGUUUCUGGAUCGAUGGAACGUGCUUGGGCUGGCUACCAAGAUGUAGUGACGAUUCCAGCUGGUGCCACACACCUAGAUGUUAAGCAGCGCUCUCUUGGAGGUCGCCGCCAAGACAAUAGCUACCUAGCAGUUCGCCGGCAAGAUGGCACAUAUCUACUGAACGGCGACUACAAGCUGACCACUUUAGAGACCGAUAUCUCUCUGAAAGGUGCACUGCUUCGUUACAGCGGUUCCUCUGCCACACUAGAGCGGCUGCGAAGCUUUGCUCCCUUACCUGAGCCUCUUACUAUCCAGGUGCUGUCGGUCGGUGAUUCCCCCCGACCUCGAGUAAAAUACAGCUACUUUGCGCCACGCCCUAGUGUGUCAAAACGCCCAUCCAUUAACGUUAUUAGUGAAGCAGGAGAUGCCGAAUGGGCCCUACGUGAGUGGGGACCUUGUUCGAAGACCUGCGGUGGUGGUGUCCAGACUCGUGACGUCAUCUGUCUCGAUUCAUUUGGCCACCAAUCAAAGGACUGUCCUGAAGAGCUGCGCCCUGUGUUGUUGCAGCCCUGCGCUCCUCAGGCUUGCCCGUCUUGGUUGCUCGGGGAGUGGUCUGCUUGUUCCAAAACCUGUGGCCGAGGCUUUCGCAAGCGACCUCUGCGCUGCAUCGGACACGACAGACGCACUUUGCCUAACGAGAGCUGCAACGCAAAAGAUCGGCCACGACCUCUCCUGGAUUUGUGCAACAUGACUCCCUGUUGAAACUGAACGCUGAGGCUCGAACAGCUGUAGCCUUGCACGUCUGGUGCCAACCAACACAGGUUUUUGGAUUCAAAAGGGCCCCUUAUGACCAAGACUGCAAGCAAACCUCUUUCAGUCUUUUAAAUCCCACGCAUCCAACACUGGGGGGCACAAAGCUGGCACACUGUGCACCUGUCUUGACAGCUGUGAUGGAGGAUGAGAAUACGGACACCUCUGCUGCUUUGGAUAGUGAUGUCAUGCAUGUUAGAAUUUGAGUGUGCAUGAGUGUGUAUGAUGAUUAAUGAAAGAGCGCAUGAAACAGCUAUGCAUUUGUACAGUCUGUCUGAGCUGGACUAGACAGGCAUGAUUCGUUUGUCACAAGAGAGCAUAUAGGAACAUAUAGGAGCUAUUGCCAGGGUCAGCAGCAGUAACAGAAGUGCUCAUUAGCAGUGGUGUUAUAUAAAACGCCCUCUAGUGGUUAUCCAUUUCAAAGUUGCAAACUCUGGCUCGGAGCACAUAUUUAACACAUGCAUUUUUCUUGCCAAAACCAACGCCAUAUCUCAACUCAGCUAGGCACACAUGCUGCUAAUCAAACACCACACCAGGUAUUAUGCAUUUCCUCAUAGCUAUGUUUAACGAUGCACAUUAGCUUUAAGUUUAGCUUCAUAGGUUGAUAUUUUCACCGUUUUGCAAAGCCAUACCUGAUCAAGAGGGAUCACUUUUUUAACGGGGAGGGAGACCAAAGAGCAUAAGUUCUAUACCUGAAGAGAGACUGUGUUUGUGAGUGUUUGUGUGUGUGUGGGUUAGUUCUGUGUGUUUGUGUGGAGAUAUGGUGAGGGACUUCUCUCCUACUACUACUUCAUAAGUAAUCCUCUCCUGCCUUCUGAGAAGGUGUCUUUGUAAUGAGGUAUUUCUUUUUGUACAGAAUAUCCAAACGUUAUUUAUUUUUGUACAGCCCAUUUAAUAUAAUCUUGUUGCUUUUUUAUAAUUAUUGUAUUUCUAUGUGUUAUUGUUAUUAUUGAAAUAACUGAAGGAUGUAAAAUAUAUAUUAGAGUAUUUAUACAAUAUCAAUGAUCUUAGGUUUAUGAAUAAAGUAUCACAUUGAUUUGUGGA